Messenger RNA from Rhipicephalus microplus (southern cattle tick), 3326 nucleotides. RefSeq names its product proto-oncogene serine/threonine-protein kinase mos (gene Mos). The record is from RefSeq and is a predicted model, not a curated record. Gene Ontology annotation, biological process: protein phosphorylation. Gene Ontology annotation, molecular function: protein serine/threonine kinase activity; ATP binding. NCBI's taxonomy places the organism in Eukaryota, Metazoa, Arthropoda, Arachnida, Ixodida, Ixodidae.
GUUGCCAAUGCCACAAGUUUCCCUUCUAGCCCUAAAGUUUCACUCCACGGCAGUCCAUCACAAACAGGAACAAGUAUGCUGCACCGGUAUUCGGUGACGUGUUCACUCCAGGAAAGCUGUAAGUGUGCGGUGGAAGUGUAAGCAGUUCCAUGAGACGAUUACGUAGGGGGCGUGUUCCGGAAUGAGGCUCGAAGUACCGGUGUACGAGAAAGUUUACGGAUUCUUCGAAAGGCCCAUCUUGAAGGGACUUCUCAUUCAUAAUGAUGAGGGCAUAAUUUAUCUUAUUAUUCUUGCUUUUGUCAAUUGACGAGCUACGCAAGCACACUCGCGGAACCUUGAAGCUUUCCCCAGUAAAAUUAGCAUGUCUACGUCCACUAUGGCUGAAGUAUUCCUUGCUGCUCAAGAGGACCUUACCGAAGUUGCUAUACAAGAAGAUGAAGUGAACAUUGGCGAAGACGCUGAUGAACUUCUGGCCCUUUCGGACGACAUCGCGAAGAGUAUUUUAGAAUCUGAAGAGUGGCCAUCUUACAUAGAAAGACUGCGGCAAGCCGGCGACGAUGAUGAGCACAUCGAAGAGCUGUUGCUGGCAGAAAGGUCCGGUCGACAAUACCCGCUCUGGAACGCCGACGAACGUAUCCUGGACGACGUUGAUCCACCGCUGCCUGUUGGGUGCCUUGACGUCAAAGCCGAUCUGCCUUCUCUGCACCCGACAGAUGACUUUCCUCUGCUAUCACCAUUGAACAACAGCCUUCGGGUUGACGACGCGAGCCCCACUAACCCUUUACCGCCACAGCAUUGCUUGCGUAGCAGUGUUUCAGACUGUGUUCAACAGACAUCGUCGUUCACACCUGACCGCUAUAGCAAAUCAUGCUCCAGUUCUGUAUUUCUGUCGUCUACGUCAAAGAAAACCAAGAAGCUCGACAUAAUUGAAGAAAACAAGGCCAGUAAAGAACGAAAGCAAUCGUCGUCAUCUAAGCCACUGGGAAGUCAUGUCGGUUCCUCCUUGCACUAUUUGUCUGGGCGAUCGGGAAGCCGGAAUACUGAAUCCCUUUCAUCCGCCAGGUGCUCGGCGACAUCGAAAAAUUCAGGAGAGUGGUCGCCUGACAUUGAACAGCUGCGUGCUUCUUUGACUGGUUCGGGAUCUUCUGGAGAAGGUGAUUUGUUCAAGUCUUCCUUUCGCAUAAGCAAGAGCGGUAGCUCAAUAUUGGCCUUGGAGCGACUCUUUCUGGAGGCGAUCGACUCAACAGCUCAAGACCUACAAUCCCAGGCGCAGAUUCCCGAAGACGUUCACGUUGGUCUGACACGGGCCGCGGCAAGAGAGAACGCUAAUGCGCGCCACCAUACAGCAAUAGCAUCCAGUACCACGAGCAAAGGACUACCCCUGCAACGUCUCGGAAGGGGUGCCUUCGGAAGGGUUUUCGGAGUGCAAAUCAAAGGUCGCCUGGUGGCCGUGAAGGACGUGCGCAAUGUUGCCGAGCCCAGCGAGAGGAACGCGUCGCAGCUGGUGCACCGGCACGUGGUGCGCACCCUGUGUGUGGCUCAGCUGGAGCCACGCCGAUUCCUCGUGGUGAUGGAGUACGGAGGCCCGCGCACCCUCCAGCAUCUGCUGGACGACCGCGGCCCCUUGGGAACCCUCGACGUGUCCCGGUUUGGCCGCCAGCUUGCUUCAGCGCUACACUACUGCCAUCGGAAUAAUGUUUUGCACCUGGAUGUAAAGCCAAGCAACGUGCUUGUUCACAACGGAGAGAGCAAGCUGGCCGACUUUGGAAGCAGUGCGACCCGUGGUUCCCACCCCAAGGUUUGCGGAACGGUGCAGUACAUGGCUCCCGAAGUCCUCCUAGGCCAGCGGCCGGAGUUCAGCGCAGACGUCUACUCGCUAGGUGUUGUCCUCUGGCAGAUGCAGUCUGGUGCGAGGCCUUUCGAUGGCCUCCACCAGCACGCUGUCAUGUUUCAGGUUGUACGAUUGCGAGUGAGGCCUAGGUUUCCUGAAAAUGACCAAGCGACUGAGCUUCAGGACCUGGUGAAACGCUGCUGGAGCCACGAGUGCAACGAGCGUCCCAGCGUGGGCGCUGUGCUUUUGGAGCUGAACGCGCUCAACAAAGUAGCACUCAAGAGCCGCUUCCUGAAGGGGUGACCACUGCGCUGAACCGCAACUGCUUUGCAGUUUCCCUCAUUCGAAAACAGCGUGGUCCUACAACACUAUGCGAAACAACACCCCCUCUCGCACGCGAAGGACGCUCAAGCGCUGCACCUGUUUGAGUUAACGCAUUUUCUUACCACUCGUGACCUAUUUUGCUAGCGUGAAAAAAAUUAGGCAUAAUCUGCACGUGCCCCGUCUUAGUGGUCGCGACAUGUACGGGCCUCUCGUAACCUCGAUUCUCUCGUAGCCGUGUAAAUUAUGCGCGCGCAUUUUUUAUCUCUAGGAAAGCUGAAUAUCCAGCAUAAGCGAUGACCAAAAGGCAUUUCUACCGAAUUCAUGCCACAUGAACAAGGCUCGAGCUGUGUCUCGCACUGUGGUGGCCUGAUCCUACUUUCCUUUUAUUCAGUAAGAAACGAGAAAGCCAGCUUGCCUAUGAUCACCAGAUUCACUUGAGCGUAACAAACAAGGAGGAAGCUUUUUACGGUGCGAUGCGAAGUCACUAUCUAUGAAAUUCGAGCACAGGAUAAGUGUUUACGCUCUGAGUGGUCUGUGUUUUUCCCCAACAAAUAAUGUUGUCGAAAUCGUAGUCUGCGCGGUAUGGAUGAACGCCCAAGUAUGUUCACAGGCACGCGUAGACGGCGCGUAUUCCAGAACAGUGCUGUUUAUACUGCUGCGUGGUGGAGAGAAUAAUUUGUACCCCCCGUAUGUAGUUUUUAAUUACCAAACGCAGUAACUGGACACCAAUGUAAAAUAAUACUCAUAUUUUAGACUGACUUCACUUGCUUCAUACAACAACGUCCAUCAUGCUUUUAAUUUAAAACACCUAUUUCGGACACUGCACAUCACGUUCCAGGUUGGUAACUACGGUACUGACUACAGUGUCCAUCACUCCAUGCACCGAUGCGCCCCGCUAGCACGCUCACGCUUUAACACUUUGCCCUGCAAAUCGCGGACGAGGAAGGCUGAGUUCGUUGCAAUGGAGUGCGCCUCAUCCUUCCACUCAUUCGCCGGUGCGUCGCUCUCAUCUGGUAAUGGCAUGGGCAUGAACGCUUUGUAAGUUGCGAUAUUUUCAUGCACUGCAUGAGGGAGUUGUAUUAUACUGUUGCCCUUGUUACCAACAGUGGGAAGAUGCUGCACGUGUUUUUAGUCUUGACGCAUGUCGUGAAUAAACUCUACCCCUAUGCUU